AUGAAAACCGAGAAGGGCCCAGCACCCGAGUCUGGAGAUGUUCUGACAGCAGCCAGCGAGGUGGGUGAUGUGCAUGAAACAUCAGGAAACACCGACCAGCUUCAGCGACGCCUGGGGAACAGGCAUAUUCAACUGAUAGCGAUUGGGGGAUCGAUAGGAACCGGCCUGUUCAUUAACAUAGGCAUGGGCCUAGCAAAAGGCGGUCCUGGAAGUCUUCUCAUCGGUUUAAUCAUACUCUGCUGCUUCAUGGCCUUGGUCAAUAACUGCAUUGCGGAGAUGACCGUCCUUUUGCCGGUGAGUGGUGGCUUCAUCCGCAUGGCAGACAAGUGGGUGGACUCGGCACUUGGGUUCAUGGCUGGGUGGAAUUUCUUUCUUUAUGAAGCUAUUGUGAUACCGUUUGAAAUCACGGCAUUGAGUAUUGUUCUCGGAUAUUGGCGAGACGAUAUACCGUCUGUGGCUGUUACGGCUGCUACUAUCGUUCUAUAUGGGGUUUUGAAUAUAAUGCCUGUCGGCCUCUACGGAGAGACAGAAUUCUGGCUGUCAUCGGGAAAGGUCCUGCUCGUCUUCAUUCUAUUCGGAUUCACCUUUUUCUCGAUGGUGGGCGUGAAUCCAAGUGCAGAUGCAUACGGAUUCAGAUACUGGAAUGACCCUGGUCCUUUCGCCGAGUGGCAUUCACAGGGAAAUCUAGGCAGAUUCGAGGGCUUGCUUAACGUCAUUUGGGCUGGAACCUUUAUUGUUGUUGGGCCAGAGUAUCUCUCGAUGGCUGCAGCUGAAACCAAACUACCCCGGACAUAUGUCAAGACAGCAUACAAGACUGUAUACUUCCGCUUCGGUCUAUUCUUCAUCGGCAGCGCCCUCGCAGCUGGGAUAGUCAUCCCAUACAACAACCAUACCCUACAAGCGCUCGCCGCCGGAGAAGAAAGCAGCAGCUCCGCCGCCUCCUCUCCAUACGUGAUCGCCAUGAGGCAAUUCGGAAUCACCUUCCUCCCUGACCUAGUCAACGCACUCAUUUUCACCAGUAUCCUCUCGGCCGGAAACACAUAUACCUUCUGCGCAAUGCGCAGUCUCUACAGCAUGUCCCUCGAGGGCCGCGCGCCUAGGAUCCUCUCCAAGUGCACCAAGGACGGCAUCCCAAUCUACUGCCUCGCCGUGACCUGCCUGAUUUCGUGCCUUGCAUUCCUGCAGGAAUCCAGCGGGUCGCUGGUUGUACUGCAAUGGUUUGUUAAUCUAGUGACGGCAGGAUGUACGAUUAACUUCGUUGUUAUCUGUAUCACAUACCUGCGCUUCUAUCGCGCCUGCAUGGUCCAGGGCGUUGACAGAACAGCACUCCCAUACUACGGCUAUUUCCAACCCUAUGCCGCAUGGGCGGGCCUCGCCUGGACGGUUUUCGUUGUGUUGGGUUAUGGGUAUUCGAGCUUUACGCCGUGGGAUGUGGGGACGUUCUUCUCGUACUACACUAUGGCCAUCUUUGCGGUUGUGAUGUUUACGGCGUGGAAGGUGGGCAUGAGGUCAAGAGUAGUUAGGCCUGAAGAUGUGGAUCUUAUGUGGGAGAGGCCGGUUAUUGAUGCGUAUGAGGCAUCCUGCGCGGAGGUGCCGGUGGGCUUUUGGACUGAGGUUGCGCAGAUGGUGGGCUUUCGUCGGAGGCGUACUCUGGAUAUAAAUGCGUAG
Molecule: messenger RNA, 1668 nt
Organism: Aspergillus versicolor CBS 583.65
Lineage: Eukaryota; Fungi; Ascomycota; Eurotiomycetes; Eurotiales; Aspergillaceae
Exons: 2
Coding region: 1-1668 (555 amino acids)
Biological process (GO): amino acid transmembrane transport
Cellular component (GO): membrane
Molecular function (GO): amino acid transmembrane transporter activity
Source: RefSeq, a predicted model, not a curated record